Messenger RNA from Eremothecium cymbalariae DBVPG#7215, 1194 nucleotides. It is a transcript of the gene HAT2, whose product is annotated as Hat2p. Gene Ontology annotation, cellular component: Rpd3L-Expanded complex; nucleus; cytoplasm. Gene Ontology annotation, biological process: regulation of gene expression. Bases 1 to 1194 code for a protein of 397 amino acids. The transcript has a single exon. The record is from RefSeq and is a predicted model, not a curated record. Lineage: Eukaryota; Fungi; Ascomycota; Saccharomycetes; Saccharomycetales; Saccharomycetaceae. Gene Ontology annotation, molecular function: histone binding.
AUGAUGGAAUACGAGGAAAUAGAACAUGAUGAAAGCCCUUUAACGGUUGAUCAGGAGUAUGAACUCUGGAAGUCAAAUGUUUCUUUAAUGUAUGACUUUGUUAGUGAAACUAAAUUGACAUGGCCGUCAUUAUCUAUUCAAUGGCUACCUUCUGUUGAUGCCAAUGUCCCAUUAAAACAACAAGAAAUGAUUUUAGGUACCCAUACAUCUGGAGAUGAAAAUAAUUACUUGAAAAUUGCUGCGAUUGACCUUCCAUAUGAAGUAGUUGGCCUUCCAGAUGAGGAUAAUUCCUCUGAACCAGUCAAAUCUAUGAUUAAAGUUACUAAAAAAUUCGAACAUGAAGAUGAAGUUAUUCGAGCAAGAUACAUGCCCAAGAAUGAUAAAAUAAUUGCUACAAUUAAUGGUAAAGGAAAAAUUUUCAUCUAUGAUAGAUCGAAGAGCAAAUCUGAAGGAUUGUGCAAAACUCUAUCAUACCAUAAAGACAACGGGUAUGGGUUAGCGUUUAAUCCACAGAUUGAAGGGGAGCUUCUAUCCGCAUCUGACGAUACUACGGUGGCAUUAUGGGAUAUAAAUUCGACAGAUAGGCCAGUAAGUAUAGUAAUGAACCACACUGAUAUAGUGAAUGACUCAAAAUGGCAUGAAUUUGACGAAAAUAUCUUUGGUACAGUGUCAGAAGAUAAAACACUUCAAGUACAUGACAAGAGAUCCCUCUCUAAUUCUGCUCAAGUUCUUCCUGUGGAAAAGCCACUGAAUGCUCUGGCAUUUAGCAAGCACAGUAAGAAUCUCAUAGCAGCUGCAGGAACUGAUACCAGGGUAUAUCUAUACGAUUUGAGACGCCUCUCGGAACCAUUGCAUACUAUGGCUGGACAUCAAGAUGCAGUGACCAGCAUAGAGUUCUCUUCUCACAAGGAUGGAAUUUUAUGCUCCAGUGGAUCAGACAGAAGAUUAUUCAUUUGGGACCUCACUCAAAUUGGUGCUGAACAGGCACAGGAGGAUGCUGAUGAUGGUGUACCGGAGUUGAUGAUGAUGCACGCGGGUCACAGGAGUGCAAUAAAUGAUUUUUCUUUCAAUCCACAAGUUCCUUGGUUAAUUGCAAGCGCUGAAGAAGACAAUGUGGUACAAGUUUGGAAAAUAUCUAAAAAGCUGGUUUCUAAUAUCAUACCUGAAUAUACGGAUUUAAAGUCUUUAGAAUAG